Messenger RNA from Cantharellus anzutake, 6060 nucleotides. RefSeq lists its product as uncharacterized. Lineage: Eukaryota; Fungi; Basidiomycota; Agaricomycetes; Cantharellales; Hydnaceae. Gene Ontology annotation, molecular function: guanyl-nucleotide exchange factor activity. Bases 170 to 5899 code for a protein of 1909 amino acids. Gene Ontology annotation, biological process: regulation of ARF protein signal transduction. The record is from RefSeq and is a predicted model, not a curated record. The transcript has 17 exons.
ACGGAAGCAAAUUUCUCGAAGUCGCCCAGAUACGUGCAGACAGCGUCGCAGGUGCUGAAUCCAAUUGCGUUGUCACCGUUGGGUUCCUGCUCGAGUGCCUGGAAGCCGUGCUGAUUUUGCGCUAGCCUCUAGCGUAUAAUAGCGACGUUGGGCGACAAUCAGCGUCCGCAUGGAUUCACCUUCUCAAGCCGCUCUUCACGAUGCCGAGCCUGUAUCCCUGCCUGUUGAAGUAGUUUCUCCCGGGUCGCCAUUGGAAGUCCCCACUACAAGCGUACAAGAAGAAACAGAAAGGGCCCCGCGACUGUCGAUUGAUUCUGCAAGCAGUCAUGAAACAAUUCAAGCCGUCCCAGUUCGCGCUGUGAAAGAGUCCACCAUCUCUCAUCCAUUCAACGCGAUCGAGGUACCCCCAGCCGUCUCUGAGGAGCCGCAAUGGAAUGGAAUAGCCACACUUGAACAUCCUCCAAUACCUUCUCCCGACACAGAACCAGAUAUCAAAGUGCCUCCAAUGAACGUUGAUUCCGAAAUUCUGUUAAACCCGAGCGACUCCUCCCAGGCGAGUCUUCAAUCCAUGCAGGAAGCCCCUUUAUCCCCCUCCUCUCCCCCGCCCCCAAUCAUUUUUCCCCUUCCGAAACCGGUCUCCACAAGUGGAAGGCUGGAAUCUAUUGCGGCACUCUCACCUGCACCGUCCCCUGUAGUCAAUGAUUCUCGGAGGCCUUCUGGUACGCUCUCGCAUGGUCGAAAUAGCGUCUCUUUGGUCCAUAUUACAAGCGCGUUGGACAUAAUAGCUGCCUCAAAAGAAGCCAAGAAAGCUGGACCUCUGAAGGAGAGUAUUGUAGCUGCACAGGAUGUGGUGCGCUCAGAUCAAGCUGGCGAUCGUCCUCGGGUUGUCUUUGAGCCCCUACGUCUCGCUUGUGAAACGAAGAACGAGAAACUCAUGAUAGCCAGUUUAGAUUGCAUCUCUAAGCUGGUGUCGCAUUCUUUCCUUUCUGAAGUCGGCUCGGACGUCAAUAAUUAUGCUUCUCCUCCUGCAUCGCCAACAACAUCUUCUGCCAGUCAAGCUGCUUCAUUGGCUGACCUGGUGACCCACACGAUAACCUCCGCGUAUAGCGAGUCGACGUCCGACGCUGUCUCGCUUCAAAUUGUGAAGGCUUUGUUAUCUCUUGUUCUAUCUUCAACAAUACUAGUGCACCAUUCUUCCUUGCUUAAAGCUGUUCGAACUGUUUAUAAUGUCUUUCUCCUGAGUACAGAUACUGUCAACCAAACCGUUGCGCAGGGUGGACUUUCGCAAAUGAUUAAUCAUGUCUUCACGCGGUGUUCCUCCGCAACGAAGGAUCCACAUAGUCCUUCCGUGUUCGUACACCAGUACCACUCUCGAGCGUCGCCCCUUGUCUCGAAGCGAGAUUCUGCUGUCGCAGGCGCUGUCCCGGGCACUGUCCCGGGCUCUACUAUCCCAUCGCCUCCCGCCAGUCCUGAGACCUCUCAAUCCAACGAUAGGCCGGUAAUUAAUGAAGGUGAUGACUCUCCAAAAGAGGUUUCGGAGUCUCUACAGGUGCAAAACGGCGAAGUGGAACAUGAUCCGGAGGUUGGGAUUGCCUCGGGUCCACCCAUGACGCUUAGGGAUUUAUUCAUCAAGGAUGCAUUCCUUGUGUUCCGGGCGCUCUGUAAACUCACGAUGAAACCGUUGGCUACAGAAAGUGAACGAGAUUUGAAGUCGCACGCCAUGAGAUCAAAGCUGCUUUCGUUACAUCUCGUCCUGGCCACGUUGGACUCACACACAUCACUGUUUGUGGAUCCUACCGCCAUGAUAUACUCUUCUUCUACUCAAGAAUCCAACACCAUGCUUCAGGCUGUGAAGCAAUACUUGCUCCUCAGCUUAAGCCGAAACGCCGUCAGCCCCGUACAACAAGUGUUCGACAUCAGCGUGGAAAUUUACUGGAGGAUCAUAUCUGGGAUGAGGACCAAACUCAAAAAAGAAAUUGAGGUCCUUUUGAACGAGAUUUUCCUUCCUAUUCUCGAAAUGCGUAACUCGACUGUUAAACAGAAGAUGACUGUUUUGUCAAUGCUUCACCGACUUUGCGAGGACUCCCAGGCAUUGGUUGAGAUCUAUCUCAACUAUGAUUGUGACAGGGAGGCUUUGGAGAACAUUUACGAGAGGCUGAUGAAUAUCAUUUCGAAGAUAAGCUCGGUUACCACCCCAACUGCUGUUAAAGGGACAAUCCAAGAUGCAUCGCCAUCUGGAAGGAAGCAGAGUGUGACGUCGUUUGGAUCAAAUGGCGUUCCACCUUCCUUGACCACGUCGGCACUGGGUGCUACCGCCGCUUCCGAAGCAGCAGCACCGCCUACUCCAGCUGGAGCAGCAGAAGCGAGGCUCAAGCGCCAAGGCCUAGAGUGUCUAGUCUCUGUACUGAGGUCGUUGGUGUCUUGGGGUACAGCCAGUUCCAAGGGCGUCGGAGACUCGAGCCCAGACCCUCAAAUGAAGUCUCGGAAGUCCCUUGACGGGACGAGCGAGACACAUUCUCAAGAUAAUCUGGAUCGCAGGAGCCCAGCGAAUGUCUCUGAUAUCGAUCGAGGCUCCACCCCCAACCUCGUCGAUGAUCCGGAAAGAUUCGAGAGCGCAAAGCAGAGAAAAACAACCCUUCUUGAAGGAAUCAAAAAAUUCAAUUUCAAGCCGAAACGGGGGGUCCAGUUCCUUAUCGACACUGGGUUCAUCGAAAGCAGGGAUCCUAAGCAUAUCGCAAAAUUCUUGCUAGAAACGGAUGGGCUCAGCAAGGCCAUGAUUGGUGAAUAUUUGGGAGAAGGCGAGGAAGAAAACAUUGCUAUUAUGCAUGCUUUCGUGGACACGAUCGACUUUAGCGAUCUUCCUUUCGUUGAUGCUUUACGCGCAUUCCUUCAAGCGUUCCGACUGCCUGGGGAGGCACAAAAGAUUGAUCGUUAUAUGUUGAAAUUUGCCGCGAGGUAUAUGCAAAGCUAUAACGGCUCUGUGUUUGCCAACGCCGAUACUGUAUAUGUGCUCGCAUAUUCCACCAUCCUGCUAAACACGGAUGCUUACAAUCCCCAGGUGAAGCGCAGAAUGACGAAGGCUGAUUUCGUGAAAAACAACCGGGGCAUCAAUGAUAACCAGGACUUGCCGGAGGAUUUUCUUAGUUCUAUCUAUGAUUCAAUCUAUGCCGAGGAAAUACGGAUGAAAGAUGAGAUCGAGACGUCAAUGUUGAUGAAUCUUUCAACAGCCACUCCUGGACUUGCUGGGGCCCUUGCCAAUGUUGGGAGGGAUCUCCAAAAAGAAGCCUACAUUAUGCAAUCAACUGGAAUGGCUAACAAAACGGAGGCAGGUUUGGCACUGUUCAAAUCCAUGAUGCGCGCGCAACGAAAAGGGAAGUCCACAGAUCAGUUCUACUCUGCUUCGCACUUCGUCCACGUGAAACCCAUGUUUGAGGUAGCAUGGAUGCCGUUCCUUGCAGGCCUGUCUGGUCCUUUGCAAGACACCGAUGAUCUGGAUGUCGUGGAUUUAUGCCUAACGGGGUUCAAAGCUGCCAUCCGCAUUGUCUGUUUCUUCGAGUUGGAGCUCGAGAGAAAUGCGUUUGUGACUACUCUAGCAAAGUUUACCUUCUUGAACAAUCUGGGUGAAAUGAAAACCAAGAACAUGGAGGCCAUCAAGACGCUGCUGGACGUGGCUGUGAACGAGGGGAAUAAUCUCCGAGGAUCGUGGCACGAAGUUCUGACGUGUGUCAGUCAAUUGGAGCGUAUGCAAGUCAUUAGUAGUGGGAAAGAUGAGGGGGAUAGUCGCCGAGGCGGUAAAGGAAGGUCAAAAAAGCUCCCUGCCGAGGAGCUAGCUCACGAAAGUCGAUCUACACACAUCACCAUUGCCGCCGACAUGGUUUUCUCCUUAAGUCAUUACUUGAAUGGGACAGCGAUCGUGGAUUUUGUGCAGGCGCUCAGCGAUGUUUCAUGGGAGGAGAUUCAAUCAUCAGGAUUAUCCGAACAUCCUCGCCUUUUCAGCCUCCAGAAACUCGUAGAUAUCUCUUACUACAACAUGAAUCGCAUUAGGUUGGAAUGGUCGAACAUGUGGGUGAUAUUAGGAGAACAUUUCAACCAAGUUUGCUGUCAUAACAAUCCUAAUGUUGCAUUUUUUGCAUUGGAUGCGCUUCGGCAGCUUGCUAUGAGGUUCCUGGAAAAGGAGGAGCUGCCGCUGUUCAAAUUCCAGAAAGACUUCCUCAAGCCGUUCGAAUUCACAAUGAUCCACAACCAGAAUCCCGAUGUUCGGGAUAUGGUCCUACAAUGCCUGCAGCAGAUGCUUCAGCUUCGAGUCGUAAAUAUGCGGUCUGGAUGGCGAACAAUAUUCGGCGUAUUUUCGGCUGCAUCAAAAGUCCUCACCGAGCGAGUGGCCAUGGCUGCAUUCGACAUUGUCACCCGUUUAAAUAAAGAGCAGUUCCCAUCCAUUGUCAGGCAUGGGGCGUUUGCUGAUCUUACAGUGUGUAUGACGGACUUCAGCAAAGUCAGCAAAUACCAAAAAAUCAGCCUUCUUUCAAUAAACAUGCUUCGAGGCAUCAUUCCCAUAAUGCUGCGCAGCCCCGAGUGUGGCCUUGCGAAUAGCGCGGAUCCGUCAAGUCCCUCGACAUCGGUGGACGAUCCGAUGAUUAAGUUUUGGUACCCUGUUUUAUUCAGUUUCUACGAUAUCAUCAUGAACGGUGAAGACCUUGAAGUCCGACGAUUAGCUCUCGAUGCACUUUUCAGUACCCUGAAGAAAUAUGGAUCCACCUUCCCGUUAGAUUUUUGGGAUACUGUCUGCCAAGAACUCCUAUUUCCUAUCUUCUCUGUUUUACGGUCAUCGCAAGAUUUAUCUCGCUUCCAUACACAGGAAGACAUGAGUGUUUGGCUUUCGACAACGAUGAUCCAGGCGCUUCGAAACCUUAUAGAUCUUUAUACUUUCUACUUCAAGAUUCUCGAGCAUACUCUGGACGGACUUCUGGAUUUGUUGUGUGUCUGUAUAUGUCAAGAAAACGAUACGCUAGCAAGAAUCGGGACUUCUUGUUUCCAACAGUUACUUGAGAACAAUGUAUCAAAACUGAGCGUCGCACGAUGGGAGCGUGUAGUCACCGCAUUCGUCCGCUUAUUCAAGACAACUACUCCACACCAACUAUUCGAUGAGAGUUUGCGCAUUGAGCAAGAUACGUCUACCGAGUCCUCGGACAACACCGAAGCGUCAAGUGGUACGCUUCUUCCUGCGCCAUUGUCUCCCGGAAGCGAAUCACCGACAAUGAAUGGGAUCACUUUGGUGGUGGACCGUCGACGAAUAUUCAAGCAGAUCAUUGUCAAAUGCGUGCUCCAGCUACUUCUCAUAGAGACAACCCAUGAGCUGCUUCAAAAUCAGGAAGUUUAUACAACCAUUCCCCCUGAACAGCUUUUGCGGUUGAUGGCGGAGCUUGACCACAGCUAUCAAUUCGCUCGUGAGUUCAACGCAGAUCGCGAACUGCGUACGGGGCUGUGGAAAGUAGGGUUUAUGAAGCACCUUCCAAAUCUGCUGAAACAGGAGUCGAGUAGCGCAUCUACUCUGGUGAAUGUGCUCAUCCGCAUGUACCGGGACAGGCGGCCCGAGUAUCAAUCAACAAGAGAGCAAAUUAUGACACGCUUAGUGCCACUCGGUCUUGGGGUGAUGGAAGAUUUCAAUUUACUCAAAGCUGAAACGCAGGCGAAGAACAUUGCAGCCUGGACGCCUGUUGUAACUGAAGUCCUGAAUGGCUUCGUCUGCUUUGAUGAUCAAGCAUUUACAAUGUACCUUCCAGCGUUGUAUCCUCUGGCGACAGAUCUGCUGUCUCGGGAUAUGAGCCCUGAAUUACGGGAAGCCCUGCAAAAAGUUUUGAAGCGGGUUGGACAAUCAAAAGGCAUCAUCGAGCGGACAUGAUCUGUGACGUGUUUAGUUUUGAACUCCAGAUACAGAUUAGACUGUAUGCAUACAGUAUGUUGACAUUUAAUGUACUGUCACAGAGCCGGCCGGUGCACUACGACCGUCACCUGGCCUUCCCGUUGCCGCUCUCAUCGAAUGGUGUGGCAUGCAAAACGAAG